GGGAAACAAAGGCGCCAUUUUCUAGUUUUUGUCCUAGUUGUGUCAUGAAGAAACUCAGCACUUGUCCUAGCUAGCCACAUGGUGAAGACACCUGGUACUUGUUCUAGCUUCAUCCAGCGAGGUUGAACCAAUCCAUAAUCUAUAUAUGUUUGAUGCAUAUGUUCCAUUCCGAGAUGAGCAACGACUUUGAAUUAGUGCAUUGAUGGUGCUGAACUAUAUAUACUUUGACUCCGGUGCAGUUUUCAUAUGAACAUACGUGUCCGGGGAAUAGCUCGCGGUCUUUGUUCUGGGAAGGAGAUAAACUAAACUAGACGUUUGAGAAUUGAGAUUGGAGAUCAGAUGGAGAUCGAACAACAGUUGACUGCUUGCUUGCUGCCACCUCCUCCCGCUCUCCAAAUUAAACAACAAGCCACGCAACUUCAGUUUGAUUAGUACUCCAUUUCACACCCCAAUGAUCCAGGAGACUUGAGUGCAAGUUUAUCUUUCCUUGUGUGUAUAUGUAGCUCAUAUGUGAUUACGCGCACAAAUAACCCUCGGAACAACUAGACAGUCGCAUAAUACACGGUUGUGAAACAAACCCGGGCGCUACACCCUACAUACACACACACACACACACACACAUACAUGGGUUGGUCACUGCCUGCAGGUAAGAAUUUCCUUCUGGCCUAGCUAGCCACCUUGUUCAUGUUCAACAGUUCUUUUUGUAAAGAACACACUCCAUGACUCCAACCGCUUCUUUCUGUAGAUAGUUGCCCCCUUGCAGUUGGAUGUAAUUUUUUCGCUUUUUGGUUGCUCUUUUAUAAGUAAACCUACCAUGAGUUUAUUUUGCGGAGUAGCAGUUUCCGUUUAGUAUAUGGUUUUAGAACAUGUAAAAUAUUCUUCGCGUGUUGAUGUUAUUUAUGGGAAGCUGUUGCUGCAUGGUGAAAGGUUGUUAUUGCCAUAUGAAGGCGCUUUAAGCAACCAAGAAUUCAGGAUGCACAAAAUUUUCAAGUUUACAUGAAACUUUCACCUAUUUCGCCACACUAUCAUACGAUAAAGCUUGAUGGUAGCUUGUCGGAAAACCCCACGUACCUGCCCUCACGCGGAGUAGCAAUGUUCACUUUUUUUUACAUAUCCUUGAGGGCACGACUUCAUCCCCGAAAACAAACACGUGUAUAGACUCUUUUAUAAUCACACAACACAUCGGGCUUGGUCAAGAUCAAUGCAUUUCCUCAAAGUCGAUAGAAGACGGCUACUGGUGGCUUUCCUCUUGAUCGCAGUUGGCAACUUCGAGCUUCGGCAUCAAUACGAGCUCUCCAUCGUUGUAUGUCUCAUAGGAUUGCUAGUAUUGUAAAAACAUUCUCCAUCUUGUAUACGCAAAUAACAUGCCAGGGGUUGAAUUUCUAUUGGUGGUGUCAUUUUGACCCGAUGACAAGUUUUAAAUUUUAAUACCACGUGGUGUACAUACGUGGUGAGCAAUCCUAAUCCCGAUAAAUUUUAGUAAUAAUUUGCUUCCAUCAUCGCAAAUAUUCUAUCCAUGCCACGGUUUUUGACUUCAGACUAAGAAAUUCUAAAAUGGCUUUCAUAUCAUACAUGUCAGCUUUCCUGAAAUGACCAAUAUACCCCGCAGACAAGUCUCCCCUCCAUCUCUCUCCCGCGUUUCCCAUUCCCCUGGCCUGAACCCUCGCCCCGCCGCCCAGCACGGCCGUGGCCAGCGAGAUGUCUGACGCCGGUGGACCUCCUCCACAUGGCGCACCACCGCCAGUGCGGCACCUCUGGGUGCUCCUCCGCUUCUGUCCAGUCCCCACGGCCGGCGGUCUGGUACCUCCAGUUGCCGCCGUCGCCGCCACGUGGCGUCCGAGUAUUCGGCACUAUCCGCCUACUCUGGCUUCGUCUCCGCGGCCAUAUUCCGCCGCCUCGCCGUUCUGCGCUCAGGGCUACAAGCCCCCGUAAGGUCAGAAGCUCUUACUACUUGUUGCUGUCACGCUAAUCCUGCAGCAUAGUACCACUGUUUAUGGGUCUGGGUCUUCUGAGAGCAUCAACAUGGCACGGCCUGGCUGCCCAGACAAGUGUGGUAACGUCAGCAUCCCGUACCCGUUCGGCACUGGAAAGGGCUGCUUCCAAGAACCCUUUAAUGUUACAUGCCAUGAGAGCAGGGCAUAUCUGGCCUCAACCGGAGUUAGGGUACUAGACAUCAAUCUUACCUUUGGUGAGGUUCGUGUUCAGAACCCAAAUAUAGCAUCGCAAUGCAACUACACCAACGGCACCAAUAGCACCAGUAUGGUUGGCUUAAGUCUUGAUCCUUUUCAUAAGGUUUCCAACACCAAGAACAAGUUGAUAUCAAUCGGGUGUAGUAUGCUUGGAAUGAUUGUAGGACUGACCAAGGGCAAGAACCAGCUUGAAUUACCCAUUGUCAACUCAUGCUUUUCAUUUUGUACCGAUGCAAGUAGCGUGGAUGAUACCACAGAGUGCGCUGGCAUGGGUUGCUGCCAGUCCCCCUUUCCAGGAAACAUCAGCUCCUUCAACACCACAUCUACACCAAUACCACCUAUAUAUAACGCUACCAUCCAGUCUUUUAGCCCAUGCAGCUACUCAUUCAUCGCUGAGGUGGACUCGUUCAAGUUUGAUCGUUCAUAUGUCAGCUCUACAAAUUUCAGAAGCAAAUAUACUGAGGGGUUUCCUUUGGUACUUGAUUGGGUUGUUGGUAAUGCAAGUUGUUCUGAAGCCACCAAGAUGGGGUCACAGUAUGCCUGUCAAGCCAUGAACAGCCAAUGUAUUAAUGUGUCCAAUGGCCCUGGGUACCGCUGCAACUGCUCUCAAGGUUAUGUGGGCAAUCCUUACCUACAAGGAGGGUGCCGAGACAUCAAUGAGUGCGAACCUCCAAACCAGUCCUUGUAUCCUUGCAAAGGUAAUUGUAGAAAUACCGCUGGGAGCUACACCUGUUCAUGCCCAUCAGGAUUCAGGAGUGAUGAUCCAAAGAGCAUACCCUGCGUUCGAGCUGACCCAAACAAAGCUCUGAAGGUGGCCUUAGGCACAUCCGCCGGUGUCGUCUUCCUCAUGGUUUGCAUGUUUGCUCUACGGGCUGAAUAUCAGAAAAGGAAGCUGGCAAAAGAGAAGGAAAGAUUCUUCGAUCAGAAUGGUGGUCAGAUACUGUACCAUCAGAUUAUGUCAAAACAAGUCGAUACAUUGAAGAUAUUCACGCAGGAAGAUCUGAAGAAGGCUACAAACGAUUUUGACAAGAGCAGAGAAGUGGGCAAGGGGGGUCACGGCACUGUCUACAAGGGAAUUCUUAAGGAUAACAAGGAAGUAGCCGUGAAACGCUCAAAGAUCAUGAAUGUGGCCGAAACUGACGAGUUUGUGCAGGAGAUUAUUAUACUUUCACAAACCAACCACCGUAAUGUGGUCAGGCUUUUAGGGUGCUGCUUAGAGGUGGAAGUUCCGAUGCUGGUCUAUGAAUUCAUCCCGAAUGGCACUCUCUUUCAUUUUAUCCAUCGUAACUACGGAAGUCCACCUCCCUCGCUGGACACCCGUAUCAGGGUCGCUCAAGAAUCUGCUGAAGCACUGGCGUAUCUGCAUCUGUCCAUGAACCGCCCUAUAGUACACGGAGAUGUUAAGUCUAUGAACAUUCUCUUGGACGAGAACUACAUGGCGAAAGUGACCGACUUUGGGGCGUCAAGGAUGCUCCCCAAGGAUGAGGUUCAGUUCAUGACAUUGGUGCAGGGCACCAUGGGUUACCUGGACCCUGAGUACCUGCAGGAGCGGAAGCUAACAGAGAAGAGCGACGUUUACAGCUUUGGCGUUGUGCUGCUGGAACUGAUCACGGGGAAAACAGCCAUCUACCACGACGGCCCCAUGGAAGCCAAGAACCUCGCGUCGUCCUUCCUGCUCGCGAUGAAGGAUGGGAGCCUUGAUGCUGGCAUCCUGGAUGCUAGCAUAGUAAGCGCCUGGACGGAGACACUGCUGGGAGAAGUUACCGAGCUGGCGAGUAUGUGCUUGAGCACCAGGGGGAAAGAGAGACCUUCCAUGACCCAGGUGGCUGACAAGCUGAAGGCUCUGCGAAGCACCUGGAGGGAGAAACUGGUGCUCGAGCAUGGCCAAUCAGAGAGUCUGGUCAUUGGCUCCUCGCCUGCAGCUUUAAUGCUUCGCGUUCCUCCGCCGCUGAGCAUGUUCUCGACUGGGGCCCAGAUAUCUGAAGUAGGUAUAGAGACACCCAGAUGAUAGUUUCAAUUGAUUAUUACACCAUGCGAGUAGUAUUGCGAAGAGUGUUUGAGGCCUGGCGCUUCGAGUAUACUAUAUGUUUAUCUAUUUUUUAGAAGUAUACUAUCUGUAUUUGUGACGUUCAUGUAGAAGUUGGAAUUGGUUGUCACAACAUUUAUAGAACGGUUUUGGUUAUGUGGGAUAUUUGGCCUUGUUCGUUUAUUAUUGUGUUGCUUGCUGCCUUUCAUUCUCCCCUUUUGGCAGUUGCUCUGUACUGAUUAUUUUGUAUAAAUUUUGAGAGUAAGAUGGAUACACCGUCACUGAAUUUAUUUUGUUUGAUCUUAAUUCAAUUAGACCAUUUGUA
Aegilops tauschii subsp. strangulata is the source of this 4540-nucleotide messenger RNA. The record is from RefSeq and is a predicted model, not a curated record. Lineage: Eukaryota; Viridiplantae; Streptophyta; Magnoliopsida; Poales; Poaceae.